Molecule: messenger RNA, 330 nt
Organism: Necator americanus (New World hookworm)
Lineage: Eukaryota; Metazoa; Nematoda; Chromadorea; Rhabditida; Ancylostomatidae
Exons: 2
Coding region: 1-330 (109 amino acids)
Source: RefSeq, a predicted model, not a curated record
AUGACCGAAAUCUGGCAGCGAUAUUCGACGUCGAUGCAAUUAGCCUUUCUGGACUUUGUAGCUGUUUUCGACUCUCCUCAUCGAGGCCGUAUUCUCAACGAGCUUCACAUCGAUGGAGUACCAGGAAAGUGCUUUUGCAUACUUGAUGAUAUCAGUCAAAGAACAACUGCUACAAUUCGAGCACCAGUCGUUUGUCAACGGUGUCGCAGCACGACACCGUUUGACGUGGUAAUUGAACCUAUGGGCUACAGAUCACCUUGUUCAACGCGUUUUGAAGAGUUUGGUAGGCUCAAUCAGGAAAAUCCACCUGGCCAAAAACGGAAAUUCUAG